UAAAAGAUAAACAAAAUGUACUUAAUUUUUGUCAGGUCUUUAAAUAACGAAGAGAGAGAGGAGAGAUUCACAUCACUCGAUAAACGCGUCUCUCUCUGCGCCUGUCUUUCGAUUUGUUCCAUCUUCGAAGUCUUCGAGAGAUCUUUGUUGAUCUCUCUAUUUGUUGCGCUGCGAUCUCUGUUGAUCUCAACAGUACCGUGUUUUGCAGCCAACUUAACUGAAACAGGGAUGGGGCUGACCUUCACAAAGCUGUUCAGCAGGCUUUUUGCCAAGAAAGAGAUGCGAAUUCUGAUGGUAGGUCUUGAUGCUGCUGGUAAGACUACUAUUUUGUACAAGCUCAAGCUUGGAGAAAUUGUCACAACAAUCCCAACUAUUGGAUUUAAUGUGGAGACCGUGGAAUAUAAGAACAUUAGCUUCACUGUUUGGGAUGUAGGGGGUCAGGACAAGAUUCGUCCAUUGUGGAGGCAUUACUUCCAAAACACUCAGGGUCUCAUAUUUGUAGUGGAUAGCAAUGACAGGGAUCGAGUUGUUGAGGCAAGGGAUGAGCUGCAUAGGAUGCUGAACGAGGAUGAACUCAGAGAUGCUGUUUUGCUUGUAUUUGCUAACAAACAAGAUCUGCCUAAUGCAAUGAACGCUGCGGAGAUAACUGACAAGCUUGGUCUUCACUCACUCCGCCAACGCCACUGGUAUAUCCAGAGCACAUGCGCAACAUCUGGGGAGGGUCUCUACGAAGGCUUGGACUGGCUUUCCAACAACAUUGCUAGCAAGGCAUAAGAAUAUCAAGGAUUGUGGUUGCUGGUGGUCUUUUUGCUGGAAGCAUGGGAAGAUACUGUGUAGGCUGUUUAUGUUUAUCUUUGCAAUUCCUAGAAAUGAUACUCUUAAAUUUUUAGGUGACGUAUUAGCAAAAUGGUUGGAUGGAUAUACUUUUUGAAGCUAUUGUUUGGUUUUGUACAACUGCUGCCUCGGAUAUUACUUCUUAUUAGCUGUAAAUGCUACUAUUAUGGUUCACUUCACUUUGAAAUGAGCAACUAUUUUGUUGUCUUUGGUUUUUA
Messenger RNA from Cornus florida, 1052 nucleotides. RefSeq names its product ADP-ribosylation factor 1. Gene Ontology annotation, biological process: intracellular protein transport; vesicle-mediated transport. The transcript is spliced from 8 exons. Gene Ontology annotation, cellular component: cytoplasm. The coding region runs from base 16 to 774 and encodes 252 amino acids. The record is from RefSeq and is a predicted model, not a curated record. Gene Ontology annotation, molecular function: GTP binding; GTPase activity. NCBI's taxonomy places the organism in Eukaryota, Viridiplantae, Streptophyta, Magnoliopsida, Cornales, Cornaceae.